Phlebotomus papatasi is the source of this 6475-nucleotide messenger RNA. RefSeq names its product transmembrane channel-like protein 5. The record is from RefSeq and is a predicted model, not a curated record. NCBI's taxonomy places the organism in Eukaryota, Metazoa, Arthropoda, Insecta, Diptera, Psychodidae. Gene Ontology annotation, cellular component: plasma membrane. The coding region runs from base 137 to 2281 and encodes 714 amino acids. Gene Ontology annotation, molecular function: mechanosensitive monoatomic ion channel activity. The transcript has 9 exons.
UGACGGGUAUCGGAAUUCAACUGUCAAAUCGCAGUCAGCUGUGCGCGAGUGAAAAAAACAAAACCCAUUCGCUUUUUCCAGUGAAAAUUUUGUGAUAAAAAUACGAUAAAAAAGGUGUUUCUACCGAUCCAAAAAGAUGAAUAGGAGACGUACAAAUCUAUCCUCAGUAUUUAACAUAGAUACUGAUACUGGUGGUGCAUCUAUGUCACUAUCCGAGCGUGAAAUUCAUUCCCAAGACAAUUUGCUUCAUAUGGAUUUCAGUGAGAGGAACACUUGCUUUGCCGACGAGUUCAAAUUGUGGGGCACCCAGAGCGGAAAUCGCACCUUGAUUCAGAAGACUAUUAAUUUCAUGCCAUCUCGCUUCAAGCGCCAAUUAUCUCUCGAUUCUCGGAUCUCCGGUCCCAAUCAUGAUAACGAUAUUGAAGAAAUAACACAGCAAAUUGAACAAAACAAUCAACUUAUGGCUGAUAAUCCACUAUCACGACACUUAAGAAUCGAGAGAAUUAAAUCCCUCCCGCAGACCAUCAAUAUUAAACGAGAGAUUAGUGCAAAGCUCUCAACAUCAGCCAGAAAUCGCACAGACUCCAAGUCAAUCAGCUACUGGCAAAGAUUUAAGUAUGCCUACAGAAUUUUGAGGACAAGACUGGGUGCUUUUCUUGCUAAUAUCCUUACCAAUUUGGAAAUUUGGUAUGGAUCGAUGAGAAAUAUCGAGGGUCACUUUGGGAGUGGAGUCAGUGCCUACUUCAAAUUCCUAAGAUGGCUUUUUAUCUCUUACUGCAUCGUUGCUGUUCUUUGCUUUGGAUUUAUCGUUUUGCCGCAAUUACUUCUUAACAAACACCAUGGAGGCUUUAAACCCACCACAAUGUUCAAGUUUUUGGACAUUUUCACUGGAGAGGGCUAUCUGACUACCACCGUCCUCUUUUACGGGGGAUAUUCCAAUGAAACUAUCAGUAUUAUACCAAAGAAUACCUACAAUCUGCCAAUGGGCUACUUUCUCACGAUGAUUUCUGUGUAUUUAAUAACAUUUGUAAUAAUGUCCGUGUCAAUGGCAAGGUCAUAUCGACGGACAUUUAUUGAAUCAAGUGGAAUAACAUCAACUUACGCUGACAAAAUAUUCUGUGCAUGGGAUUUUGGGAUAUCCAAUGAAAAGAUGGCUCGAUUAGCACACAAAUCACUCUUCAAUGAACUUAGAGAGAUGCUAAAUGAAUUGGAAAAGCCAAAAUUGGAUAAGACCUUCAUUCAGAAAUUCUGGAAUAUAGCUUUGAAAAUCUCAUCGCAUUUUCUUGUGCUAUUCAUGUUAGCGGGAUUGGGAGUUGGAAUGUGGACAAUGCUGAAGUAUUUUGAGGAAAUAGAAGAUGUUACAAGAUCUUUCUCUUACCUGUAUCUACCAAUAUCGAUCAAUUGUAUCAUGUUGGUAAUGCAGAUGGUUUUUGGAUAUAUAUCAAAAAUGGAAGGCUAUAAAAAUCCAAGAACUAGAGUCCACAUUACUUUAAUGAGGAACUUCCUGCUAGAAGUGGUGAUUAUUGGAGUUUUACUCGGAUUCUGGAUAUCAGAUACAAAAGCCCAGUGCUGGGAAACGUCGAUUGGCCAGGAGAUUUAUCGUCUUGUCAUUGUGGAUUUUGUGAUAUCAAUUGUCGGUGUGACAAUAUAUCAAAUUGGGAAAUCUCUCCUGUCAAGAUCAUUUCCAUCGAUCGGAGCACCAGAAUUUGAUAUUUCUCAAGCAAGUCUUAGUUUGGUUUUCAAUCAAACUCUCCUAUUUAUUGGAUUACUCUACUCACCGAUUCUUCCUGUGAUUGUGAUCAUCAAGAUGAUCCUUAUGUUUUACAUUCUCAAGGCUAUUCUCAUUAAGUACUGCAAACCACCGGCUAAAUUGUGGAAAUCCACUCAAACACACACUCUCUACUUGGUGAUGAGCUUCCUCUCACUUCUGGGUGUACUUGUCGCGAAUGGCUAUAUCAUGACUCAGGUUAAAGUGAGUAAAUCAUGUGGUCCUUUCCGCAAUUUUGACUUCAUGUAUGAAAUCAUCACGCUAAACAUUGCUAAAUUGACUAAAGAUCAUCUCUUCUGGAGAAUUGUUGUGUCCAUUACACGACCAGCUUUUGUGGGAGGAAUUUUGUUGGGAAUGUGUGUUAUUGUGUACUACUUACGCUCAAAAUCACGAGCAAGAAUUGGCAUGGUGAAACUCCUCAAGGAGAUGCUGUAUAUGGAAGCGAGAGAUAAAGAAUUCCUCCUUGGUCAUAUCAUGAAAUUAGCCCAACAAUCUGACAGUCAUGCUGAAUAAUUUAUCAGAAGAGACUAGCAAUUAAGGAGACUGAAUCCGAAAGGCUUCUUUAUUAAUUUAAUUGGUGAAGGCACUAUAACAGUUAAAAUAAUUUUUGUUCAAGCACAAAUAUGUUCCUUCCUUGAAAGAAAAACGUAUUACGAUAGGGAGAUAAUCUUUAAAUGAAAGAUUAAAGGAAUGACAAAUUUUAAAUCAAUCCCUCUUAUUAUUCAAAAAGGUUUUAUGCAGAUCUACCUAGACCAUCUUUUGCGAACUGUGAUCCAUUGACGUUGAACCCAGAUACUUUCCUAGCUAGUAAAACAGCAAAGCACAAAUAAGUCUUUACAAUUUCAUUUUGUUUUUCUUUUCGUUGGACCAAGAUUUAUAAUCCUUUGUAGUCUUAAGUGAUCUCUAAAUAUCCGUGUUUUAUUUGGAUCAUCUAUAUCCAAAUACGACAAUUGGUAAGAUUUUGGCAUAAGUUUUUUUUCUGCUGUUCAAAAGACUUUUUUUUCUUGCUAGCCCCAUAGCUCAAACACUGAGAGAAAUCCGAAAAAGUUAAAAUAACUUUCCGGAAAUGUUAAUUUUACCCAGCAGUAUUGAUCCAUAAUCGGUGUAAAUAUUACCCUUUUUAGGUGUAUUAGGGGUUAAAGUAACCCCUUUUCAUGUUAAUUUUAUCCUUAAAAAGGUGUAAAAUUAACAUUAAAAAAUGUUGAUAUAUUUUUACACCUAAAUAGUGUUUAAGUUAUGAGGAAAACAAGUUAAUCGCACACUUUUUUUUUAGUAAAAUAACCCGACCUACCUCCCCCAAUGUGUUUAUUCUCGUUUUUCCUGAUUAUCAGGGUAGCAAAGAUUAAAUUUUUUCCGUUUUUGUGAUUGAAGGAUGACUCAAGAAAAAUUUGCCUGGAACAAACCCAAACAAACCAUAUCCCUAUCUCUUCAUUUUCCCUUGAAUUUCCCAGAUUUUUCACAUAAAUAUCCUUCAAAUACAUAAAAAGGAUGCCUAGGACGAUAUACCUUUACAAAAAUAUUCUUCUUGAUGGAAAAAGAGUAAGAAUCUCUGAAGAUCUUAAGGUCCUAAAACGUAUCGUUAUCUAAAAAUCACAUAUACAAAAAAAAAUAGAUUAAAAAAAAUAACAUUAUACCCAAUUAAACCGCAGAAAAUUUAUUAAUUUCUUCCAAUAUUGUAGUUGUGAAAUAUUAAUUAAGAAACUACUUUUAUAUUAAGAAUUUUAAGUUUCAUUAUUGUAUACCAUUCAGCACAUUUCCGCCAAAAGGGAGUCCAGUUUCUUUCCUUUGUACCACUUCUCAUAUUUUUUUGCAAACUGAUGAUACCUUUCACCGUGCUCGUCUGAUUCAGUGGCCUUUUGUCUUUGGAAGACAUCGAAGUGGCAGUGCAAGAAGUAAUUGUUAAAGCUUCAAAAACUAAAAGCAUUUCUUCCACAAGUUCUUUGGCAUUUUCUGAUCUUCUGGUUUCUAAACAAUUGUGAAUAACUUUUUUAAUGCAUUACCAUGCAUUUUUUUUCUUUUGGGAGCAAAGAAUUGGCGAACUCCGUGUCUUUUUCAAGUUUUCGAUAGUCCGUUGAAAAUUCUUUCUUUUAUUUUUGCAAUGCUAAAAUGUGGAAAAAAAUUUUCAUGCGCUGAAAAGCAUCUUGCUGUUGAUUCAGUGCUUUAAUAAUUUUUUUAACAAUACCCAGUUUUAAGUGAAACGGAGGGAGCAAAAUUUUAUCUUUUGGCAUAUGCUUAUGCUUGAAUUGUCCAAUGUCUGUUUUUUCUGUGACAUGCAGCUUCGUUUUGUAUACUAAUUGCAUUGGUCUCGAGAAUCUCACAAGCAUAAGUAAGACAUUUAUUUUGUGUACCUUGUUUGCAUACCAGAUUAUUAGAGAUUAGAACUACAACCUUUAAAUCUCCAGAAAUUCGCCACCGGUGCUCACUGUAUUUGAGUUCGGUCAGUAAUCUUUUUAAACUGACAUAGGACUCCUUUGUGUCAGUGCUAGCGAUAGGAAUUGGGAUCCUUGAAUUAUCCGCGUCUAAUGCCCUAGACACACUUACGACUAAAGUUUAUAGAUGACUAAGCUCGUUCAUAGCCAAGACAGUUCCUGACACACUACAAAUUAUGCUUAGCAUUCACUGGUAUCCACAAAACAUAGCUAGCACAUAACGGUGCUAUCGCAUUAGGAUUUUUCACGAUUUAAUUUUAAAUUUAAUUGAGCCAAUUGAGCAUUAAGAUUUCUAGAAUUUACUUGAAAAUUCUCACAGCCUGUACGUAAGAAAUUUACUCAAUUUUAAAUAGUGCUGCGAGAGUUUUGUUUGUGAAUGACUCCGGAAAAUCUGUAAUAGUAUUUAAAAUGUCUUAUAAGUCACUUAUCUAUUAUUCAGAAGGAUCCCUAAAUCCAGAAGAAAGGCUUUUGGGCAAAGGGGCUAACGAAGAGACUCUCAUCUCUCAUACAAUCUUGUUGAAAAUCUGUAUGAAGUCAUCCCAACUACGAUUUCGUGACACAAUAAUUUCUUUCGAAUUGCUUUGGAUGAACUCAGCAAAUUACUCCCGCUACUGAAGCUUCACUCGCGUACAAGUUUAUCACUAAUCACUGUACUUAUUUAAUUUUUUUUUGGCCACAAAUAAUUAUUAAUUACGAAUGAAUAAAUUUAACACUUUAACGACGAGACACUUUCUACGGAUCGAAAAUCAACAAUAAAAAUUAAACCGAUAAACAAAAUUUGUGAAACGUUUUACAUCUAACUUUGGAAAGUUCAACAGAGUCUGAUUCGGUGCAUUUUUCACCUCUACGUGCGAUAGGGACAAAAAAAACCCGAAACAAGUAAUUUUUCUGACAAUAACAAUCAAUAAUAAUUUUCAGUCUAAUGAAAAUAUUACGUAUGAGUAAUGCAUUUUUAUUCCCAAAAGGGUUUUGCUGAAAAAAAAUGGAAGUAUAAAAAAUAAUCAAAAUCAUUUUUCAAUAUGAGAAUUCAAAAAUUCGCAAUUUUUAAGCUUAAAUAUUUAGUAUACAGCAAUUAACUGGAGAUUGGCAAAAAAUAUCCUAGAUUCGUUCAACCUUCUGCUUGCAAUUACGUACAAACAUAAGGAAAAAUUAACUUUAGGUAGUCAGGAAAAAUUAUUUUCUUUAUGGGACACCGGUGUUCCAAUCGUCCUUAAAGGGUUAAUAAGAACAAUUUUCUUGAAAAGACUACUUGUUUAACUAAAAUAAAAUUAAAAUGAAUGAGCAAUUUUAACAUUUUAAUUUGCUGAAUUCAAAUUUAAUUGAGCAACUACUUUUAUGCUAUUUUAGUAUAUUUAAACAAGUUUUGAUGGGCCAAGCAUUAGUUUAUAUCAAUAAAUAAGCGAAAAUCUAUCAAUUCAAAUGAUUUUUAAUACAAAAUAACGCACAGGAACAAUUCACCUGAAAAUUAAAUAGAAUUGACAAAUUGAAAAAUUCCUAGUGCAAUAGCACGGUAAAGAUUCGUCCUAAAAAAUCGUUCAAAAUAUCCGUCUUAGAAAAAGUUAAAACGGAGAAAGGGCAAAAGAACGGUUAAACAUUGCAUUAUUCAAUAAAAGUUUUCAAAAAUCAUUAAUCAUUUCAAAUAAAUAUACUGAAAAUAAGAACAUUAAAAAAAAACUAAUUUUAUUGUUUGUUUUUAAAAUCUUCAGGCAGUUUUCGUAAGCAGAUUCAUCUCAAAUACCAUAAGCUUAAUUAUUAGCUAGUCACUGUUUCUUUUUUUAAUCAAAGUUCGUUGCAAGUCCGAAAGUUUUUUUUAGAAAUGUUUUUUUUAUUUAACACUGACAUGCUAACUUACAAAAUUGCGUUAACAUGUUUGUUAUAAUGAUUUAUCUUUGUACCAUGAUGGUGCAAUACCCACCUGAUAAUGUUGUUUUUUUUUUGUAUUUUUGAAAAUUUUUAUGGGGAAGUGGGCUGAAUUGAAAACACUAUUUUCGCAUAUUUUUUUUAAACUGAACCUAGUCAUAAUUUAAUUUAGAUCCACAUUUUUUGUAUAUCUAAUUACAUUAUGCCAAAAACCUAGCUUCUUUUAGAGAAAUAUGCGAAAGAAUAGGGUUUUCUGCUGCUCCUAUUAUCUAAUUUCAUUUUAAAGCUAACAUUAAAAAAAUCUAAAACAUCCCUAACGUAAUAUUUCUUUCAAGGAUUAUAAUUUAUUUUAAUGAAUAUAAUUAAUGUAUGAUAUUGCAAAUAAAAUAUAAAGUAAAAGAUUCUCAUGUCUGAAAAG